GUUAAAGUUGUCCUGCCAUCGUUGAGGGUUUUAAUUGUCCGAAAUGGACAAAUCGAAACCUCAAUUCGACAAACCCAAACCUCAUUUCGACGAUUGGGACGAUUACUCUUUUUAUAAGUACAUGAAAAGCUUAAAUCUUGAUCUAUGGGGGAAACAUGAUGGGAGUGGCACAACCUCCAGCGGAACUGAAACUGUCGACGAUUGCAAGGGCCUUGGGGAUGAUGGGAGACCACCGCCAUGGGUCGAGCGAAAACGACACAUUGUGGACGUCAAUAUAAAGUGCUUCUUUUGUCGACAAGCAACGCAAACCGCCGGUGAGCACACGAUAAGUAAUUUCCCAUGUGGGUUAGUGUUUGGUUAUUCUUGUGUCCAAGCUAAAUUGCGAUCAGAAGACAAGAGUUGUCCUGGUUGUGGUGAGAUACACCUUCACCAUGACGUAACGCAACUUGACAUCGGUCCGGAACAGAUGACGGAAAAUCACCAGAAAGAAGCGGAAGAGCCUGUACUAGGCAGUUCGGCGAAUGCCAAUUCAUAAGAGACCACUAUUUUAUUCACCUAGUAUGGUUAACUUAUGUUUCAUGCCCAUAACUUGAUUACAAUCUUCUUUAGGUUGUGUUAUGAUUCGCGGAUUCCUAUGUUUUCAAAACAAAUGUUAUUGCUGAAAUUUUAGUUUCAUUUUGUCGACGCCGUUCACCCACAAUAAAAUUCUAUUUACUA
This is a messenger RNA of Salvia miltiorrhiza (redroot sage), 717 nucleotides long. RefSeq lists its product as uncharacterized. Bases 44 to 535 code for a protein of 163 amino acids. Lineage: Eukaryota; Viridiplantae; Streptophyta; Magnoliopsida; Lamiales; Lamiaceae. The transcript is spliced from 4 exons. The record is from RefSeq and is a predicted model, not a curated record.